Topomyia yanbarensis is the source of this 5112-nucleotide messenger RNA. RefSeq lists its product as uncharacterized. NCBI's taxonomy places the organism in Eukaryota, Metazoa, Arthropoda, Insecta, Diptera, Culicidae. The transcript is spliced from 3 exons. The record is from RefSeq and is a predicted model, not a curated record. Gene Ontology annotation, molecular function: nucleic acid binding. Gene Ontology annotation, biological process: DNA integration. Bases 1 to 5112 code for a protein of 1703 amino acids.
AUGUGGAUGGAGUCCAUUCCAACGGAUCCACGAGGGGCUUAUUCAAAGGACCUGCGACGGGCCGGAUGCAAUCCAUCAGAAACCGAAGCAAAUGACGUAAAGAAAAAUAAAGUAGAAUUUCCAAUACCCAAGCAAGCGCCCGGGGAUUUGUGCGGUCGGAAAUCGGGCACAGUUGAUCGUAAGCAACCAACGCUAAUGCUAAACGGGUCGGGGUUGAAUUCAACUGGCAAUUCCCACCAAAGCAAGUUUUCCCAUAAUCAAAAGGGGAACGCAUUUCUACGGUCGUUGUUGCUGGACAACGAAGAAAACGAGGAGCAAGAUGAGGAAGAGGAACAAGACUCAAUAUUGCAGCAGGAAUUAACGGAGGAGGAAGAAACCGUUCUUCGGAAUCUUGUAAAUCGCCGAAGACAGAACCGAACGGGGUUUCAGCGAGCAGGGCCAGCUAGAGGACAAACUCCGGAACAGCUAGCCGCGCGACAUGCAGUGUCAAAACAUCUUCCUAUCUUCAAAGGGGAAGCGGAAGUUUGGCCGCUCUUCAUAAGUUGCUAUGAAACUACUACAGCAGCUUGUGGAUUCACCAAUACAGACAACCUGAAGAGACUCCAGGACAGCCUUCAGGGUCUGGCGAAAGAAGCUGUGCAGAGUCGCUUAUUACUGCCAGAGUCGGUUCCCGAGUUAUGUGAUCAUCUCGAAGCCGCUGGACUACAUGAUCAUCUGAGUAAUCCGAUGCUAGCGCAGGAGCUGGUUAGUAAGCUACCAUCCGAGUAUAAACUGGACUGGGUACGCUUCAAGCGGGGCAAGAGAGGGACUCCGCUUAGGCUGUUUACUGAUUUUACCAACGAAAUCGUAUCAGAAGUAUCGGAAGUAGCCGAAUUUAGUGGCCUAGAAACAAAGGGGCAGAGAGAGGUCGGAAAACCUAAGGGAAAGAAGGAGUUUGUGCACACCCAUUCAGCACAAAACGUCCAGCCGUACGUAGCUCAUUCCACGUCGGCUCCCAAAGGAAAAAGACCGUGUGUCGUUUGCAAGAGAACGGACCACAAAGUGCGAUUUUGUGACGACUUUGAGAAACUAACACUACGAGAUCGACUGAAGUUAGUAGAGAAGUAUAAGCUCUGUUCAUUAUGCCUGUGUGACCACGGCCGAACUCGCUGCACGUUCAAUGUUCGGUGUAACAUAGACCAUUGCAAAGGUGGGCAUCAUCCAUUGCUCCAUCGCACUGAAGAGCUCGUUCAGGUGGCUGAUGUCGAAUGCAACACUCAUCUUCGCUCAAACCGUUCAGUCCUUUUUCGCAUAUUGCCGAUAACUUUGCAUAAUGGCAAGUCGUCUGUAAAUUUGAUCGCUUUCUUGGACGAAGGCGCAUCUGCAACAUUGCUGGAGAGCACAAUAGCAGACAAGUUGAAUGCUGACGGUGUUCCAGAACCAUUGGUGGUUCACUGGACAGCGAAUGUGAAGCGGCAUGAGGACCAAUCUCGACGGUUGGAUUUGUUGAUCUCCCCGAGAGGAUCAAACACUAAACACCAGCUGAAGGGUGUUCGUACGGUAAAGAAUUUGAUGCUGCCAAUACAGAGCAUCAAGAUUCAAGACCUGGCGAAUCGUUUCGAGCAUCUGAAAGGCUUGUCUGCAAACGAUUACGACGCCGAUGCACCGCAAAUAAUUAUUGGCCUGGACAAUUUACACUUGUUCGCGCCAUUGGAGUCACGAGUAGGUGGAGUAGGAGAACCGAUUGCCGUCCGAUCCGCGCUAGGCUGGACAGUGUACGGACCAGAUAAACCGGUGUCAUCGGCAAAAGCGUUCGUGAACCACCACAUCACUCAUACCGUGAGCAACCAAGAGUUGCAUGAGAUGCUUGGAGCACAAUAUGCAUUGGAAGAGCUCUCUACAUCGAUGGUACCCCUUGCUGAAUCCAACGAAGAUAAACGGGCGCGUGAUAUUCUGCAGAAAACAACCGUUCGAGUAGGGGAUCGUUUUGAGACGGGACUGCUAUGGAAAAACGAUGUUCCUGACUUUCCAGACAGUUACCCGAUGGCGGUGCGUCGCUUGAAGGCGUUGGAGAGGCGGCUUUCCAGAAAUCCGGAACUACAGCAAAACGUUUUCCAGCAAAUCGUGGAGUAUCAACGCAAAGAGUACUGCCACAAGGCAACAAAAGCAGAGUUGGGCGAGACAGCGACGAACAAGGUGUGGUAUUUACCGCUGAACGUGGUGCUUCAUCCAAAGAAGCCUGAUAAAGUCCGGUUGGUGUGGGACGCUGCUGCCGCAGUCAAUGGGACAUCACUAAACUCUAACUUAUUGAAAGGUCCCGAUCUACUUACUUCGCUGCCAGCAGUGAUAUGCAAAUUUAGGGAAAAGAGUGUUGCCUUCGGCGGUGACGUGCGCGAAAUGUACCACCAGCUGCGCAUACGAGAGGCGGAUAAACAGGCUCAGCGCUUUCUGUUUCGUUUUGAGUCCAGUCGUCCUCCCGAGGUUUACGUAAUGGACGUAGCAACGAAUUGGGCAUCGAAUUCGGAGAAGGUUCUACGGGAAUUAAAAGAACCGAACCAGGAGCGAACGAUACACUUUCACCAGGACAAGGUCACCGAUCGGGAGCGAGUACUGGGUCUCAUCUGGGACACGAAAUGGGAUGUGCUGUCUUUCUCAAUUCCGGCUCAGGACGAAGUCAUAAGUUCCGGAAUGCGCCCGACCAAGCGUCAAAUCCUGAGCAUCGUCAUGUCUCUUUUCGACCCGUUGGGUUUGCUUACUCCAUUCACCGUGCUGGGCAAAAUGUUGGUUCAAGCUCUUUGGCGGACCGGGUGUGAUUGGGAUGAGCCUAUCGACGAUGAUUCUAAUGCCAAAUGGCAACAGUGGACUGAGAUGCUACCGGAAAUAGAACGAGUGCGAAUACCCCGGUCUUAUUUUGGGAAUCUUCACUCAGACAGUUACGGCCAAAUCCAGUUGCACGUGUUUUGUGACGCUGGUGAGAAUGCGUAUGGUUGCGUAGGUUAUCUGCGAAUUGUCGUCAACCAAGAGGUGAGCUGUUCUUUAGUAAUGGCUCGAUCUAAAGUUGCUCCACUAAGGCAGCUAACGAUACCGCGACUGGAGCUGCAGGCCGCAGUGCUAGCAGCACAAAUGAUAAAGGCGAUUCGACAAAACCACUCACUUGAAAUACAUCGAGUUUUCAUUUGGAGUGACUCGCAGACAGUUCUGUCGUGGAUACAGUCGGAUCAACGAAAGUAUAAACAGUUCGUCGGUUUUCGGAUCGGGGAAAUACUGAGCUUGUCAAACCUGUCAGAUUGGAGAUGGAUUCCGUCGAAACUGAACAUCGCUGACUGCUUGACCAAGUGGGGACGUAUGCCCUCCAUGGAGCCUGGAAGUUCCUGGUUCAGAGGACAAGAAUUCAUUUACCAAGCACCGGAAACGUGGCCACAGCAAGUCUUACCUCCAGCAAACACGACGACAGAAAUGCGGGCGGUUUUUCUCUUCCACGACAUAGUGCUGACCGGACCUUUCAUCGACACCAAUCGAAUUUCCAAAUGGAAUGUCCUCAUCAGAACGGUAGCUUGUCUAUACCGUUUCAUCUCCAAUUGCCGAAGAAAAUGCCGUGGUCAAUCUAUCGAAACCCUUGAGCCUACGGCGAAUCAAGAAAAGCUGAUCCGGGGAGCGCUAACGGCAACCAGAGUUGGACUACAGCAGGGAGAAUAUCGGAGAGCCGAAGAAGCUCUGUUCCGGAUGGCUCAAAGUGACGCGUUCGGAGACGAAAUAAAAACUCUCCGAAAAAAUCAGGAAUUGGAACAAGACCAAUGGAUACCCUUGGAGAGAUCGAGUCCACUCCACAAGAUGACGCUACUGUUGGACUCUUCCGAAGUUCUACGGCUCGAGGGACGAACCGCAAAUGCCGAGUUUUUGCCGUUCGAUCUGCGAUUCCCUGUAGUAUUACCCAAAGAUAACGCAGUGACGGCAAGACUGGUACAAUAUUUUCAUGCAAAGUGUGGUCAUGCCUUCAGGGAGACGGUAAAGAGUGAAAUUAAACAACGGUUCGUGAUUCCAAAGCUCAGCUCCGUCGUCGCUAAUGUGGAGAAACAUUGUGUUUGGUGUAAGGUCCACAAGAAUAGACCAAGCGUACCACGAAUGGCUGCGCUACCAAUUCAAAGGCUCACACCAUACCAGCGACCGUUUACAUUCGUGGGGGUCGACUAUUUGGGGUCAGUAGAAGUAACGAUCGGACGGCGCGCGGAAAAAAGGUGGAUUGUCGUUUUCACGUGCUUGGUCGUUCGUGCCAUUCACUUAGAGGUGGCUCACAGCCUCAAUACCCAGUCGUGCUUGAUGGCCAUCAGGCGCUUUAAUUGUCGCCGAGGAUCGGUUGCAGAAUACUUCUCGGACAACGGGACCAAUUUUCGUGCGGCGAGCAAAGAAAUCCAGCAGCUGUACCGUGACGUGCAGAAGGCGUGCGCUGAAGAGCUGACGGAUGCGAGGACGCAGUGGCAUUUUAACCCCCCUGCUGCUCCCCAUAUGGGGGGAGUGUGGGAGAGAAUGGUUCGGACGGUGAAAGAGGUGAUGAGCGCUCUGAACGACGGGAGGAGAUUAACCGAAGAAAUUCUUCAAACUACAUUGUGUGAAGCUGAGGAUAUGAUCAACAGUCGGCCGCUGGUAUUCGCUCCGCAGGAGUCUCCUUUGCCUGCACUAACACCAAAUACUUUCCUUCGGGGAUCAUCUCCCAACGAGCCACAGGAGGUUGUUGUACCAACGAACGUCGCACAUGCUCUGCGAGAUUCAUAUAAGCGAUCUCAGCUACUAGCAGAUGAAAUGUGGAAGCGGUGGAUAAGGGAAUAUGUUCCCAGCAUCAAUAGUCGGACGAAGUGGUUUACAGAAACUCGCCCGCUGCAGAAAGGUGAUCUAGUGUACGUGGUAGAAGGAGAUCGACGGAAAUCUUGGAUGCGGGGUGUCAUAGAGAAACCGAUUAUGUCCAGCGACGGACGAGUGAGACAGGCGAUCGUGCGAACAAACAGCGGUACCUAUAAACGUCCGGUCGCAAAACUGGCGGUUCUGGAGAUUGCUGAGGGUAACGCUGAUCCGGUGAAAGGAGCCGGAACAGGAUUACGGGUCGGGGAUUGUUGUGGUAGCCAGCCCCCUGGUUUGUAG